Molecule: messenger RNA, 2088 nt
Organism: Plenodomus lingam JN3
Lineage: Eukaryota; Fungi; Ascomycota; Dothideomycetes; Pleosporales; Leptosphaeriaceae
Source: RefSeq, a predicted model, not a curated record
AUGUCGCACGCACUUUACCGUGUGUUCCAGCCCAAUACCGAACUACUGUCGGCCAUCACCAGGCUACUCCAGGUUCCCCCUAGUCCAAGUGGAGGACUCCAGAUCGACUACUCCAUUUCCCCCUACUCCGAGUGGAUGACUCCAAAUCCACUCCUCCAAUUUCGCGUCAGACACUACUCCAACACAAUGGACCAUCCCACGAGUUCAUCUCGUCUCAAGCUCGAGAAGAUCGCUACCAGAGAGUCUUAUACGUUCCAGGGCCAGAGAGGAUGGCGAAAGUUUCGGAUGCUCCGUCCUGGAAGGGGCAUGUAUCACGAUGUGAAGCGACGGCUACCCUACUACUGGAGUGAUAUCACCGAUGCCUUUACCUACCGCGCAAUUGCGAGUACCAUCCGGAUGUACUUUGUCAAUUCCUCUAGAAGGAGGAUAGGGAAUGGUUUGAGGUUUCGGUGGCCUAGGCGACUGAUUCGUCACACCCUCGAUCUCACGUGGAUGGAUGCGAACCCGAUUUGGUUGCUGUCAAUACUGCAAAGUGCCAGAGUUCUGAUGCACACUAGUGUUCUUCCCGCUCUUGCGUUCACAUUGGACAUGUAUCGUCGCACCGGCGGCUUUUUCGGUGUUAAUGAAGCGCUCUUUGCUUCUGCGCUGGCCGCUAUGGUAUUCAGCUUGUUGUCUUGCCAACCACUCACCAUCGUUGGCGUAACGGGUCUCAUCGCCUUGUUCAACUACACCAUUUACGACAUCAUCGAACAGUACGAUCCCACAAUCUAUCCAGCAUUCACAGCAUGGGUCGGAAUAUGGGCCGCGAUCUUCCAUUGGACAGUGUCUUUUGGCAAUUUGUGCGACUACAUGGCCUAUAUCACCGACUUCUCAAGUGAGACAUUUGGCAUGUAUGUCGGAAUCAUCUAUUGUAUCAAAGGCGUUGAAGAGUUAGUCUAUCUAUUCGAGACAUCUGGUUUUGAUGGCGGAUACCUGUCCAUUGUCAUUGCAAUACUCUAUUUCGGCUCUGUUUACGGCCUGGAGAAGCUCGGUGGCAGCACGAUUGGAACACCUGGUAUCCGCAAUUUUCUUGCCGACUAUGCCUACGUUUUCCCCACUCUGUUCUGGGUUGGCUUCUCGCACUUCCCAGGCAGAUUGGCAGAUACGGAGCUAUAUCGCGUACCUAUUGUCGGAAGCUUCCAGCCUACACAGCAGAGGGACUGGGUGAUUGCAUUCUGGAACCUAGAUGUGAAAUGGGUCUUCGUCGCACUGCCGUUUGGGUUUCUCAUGAUGCUACUGUUUUACUACGAUCAUAAUGUAUCCUCAUUAGCCGCACAAGCACGCCAAUACCCCCUCCAGAAACCCGCCGGCUUCCACUGGGACUUCUUCCUCCUAGGCUGCACAUGCUUCGUCUCGGGCAUUAUUGGCCUCCCCCUCCCCAACGGCCUCGUGCCCCAAGCCCCCGUCCACACGGAUUCCCUCACCAUCUACGAGACUCGCUUAUCGGUCACAGAGACGGUCGACGGCGAUGAAAUCCGCAAACCGGUAGUAGUAGCCACCGCCGUGGUCGAACAACGCGUCAGUCAUUUCCUCAUGGGCAUGGCCAUCUGGGGCACCAUGAGCGGUCCCCUAUUGACCGUCCUACACACCAUGCCCGCCGCCGUCUUCGCAGGCGUCUUCUUCGUCGUCGGCUGGGGCUCCAUCGAGUCCAACGGCAUCGUCUCCAAGGCCAUCUACCUGCUCUCCGAACGCCGCUUCAUCCAGCCCUCGAACCCGCUGUCCACCAUUGCACGUAGGAAAAUCGUCUUCUACAUUGGUCUCCAGAUCUUGGGCGUCGCGUGCACAGUCGCUAUCUCGCAAACCAUUGCCGCCAUUGGCUUCCCCGUCCUCAUCAUCGCCCUCAUCCCGCUGAGGACCAGCCUCAUGCCUCGCUGGUUCUCCCCGCAGGAGCUCAGUGUGCUGGAUAAUCUGACGGCGGAUAAUCCGAGUGUGCUGGUUAGUUUUGGGGGCACGCCGGCGGGCAUGAAGGGUUUGUCAGGUCGCAAUGAUGAGAGCGAAGGUGUUGUGAGGUCUGCGACGCAGCGUGCAGAAGGGAAUUUGCAUGGGUAA